AUGACCUGGGAGCAGCUUAGGAGGUCCAGUGGGACAGCUAAGAAUAAGGAAACUGGUGCCUUAGCAGCUGCCAAAGUCAUUGAAACAAAGAGUGAAGAUGAACUGGAGGAUUACAUGGUGGAGAUUGAAAUACUGGCCACCUGCGACCACCGGCACAUCGUCAAGCUGCUGGGAGCAUUUUAUUGGGAUGGCAAGCUCUGGAUCAUGAUCGAGUUCUGCCCGGGCGGGGCUGUGGAUGCCACCAUGCUGGAGCUGGACCGGGGCCUGACUGAGCCCCAGAUCCAAGUGAUUUGCCGCCAGAUGUUGGAAGCUCUCCAGUACCUCCACAGCAAGAAGAUCAUCCACCGUGACCUGAAGGCGGGCAAUGUGCUCCUCACCCAGGAUGGGGACAUCAAGCUUGCUGACUUUGGAGUGUCUGCCAAGAACAUGAAAACCUUGCAGAAGCGAGACUCCUUCAUUGGGACCCCUUACUGGAUGGCCCCGGAGGUGGUGAUGUGCGAGACCAUGAAGGACACUCCGUACGACUACAAGGCUGACAUCUGGUCCCUGGGGAUCACGCUAAUCGAAAUGGCCCAGAUUGAGCCCCAGAUUGCCAAGUCUGACCCCCCCACGCUCAGCUGCCCUUCCAAAUGGUCCCUGGAGUUCAGAGACUUCCUGAAGACAGCGCUGGACAAGAACCCGGAGACCCGGCCCAGUGCUGCCCAGCUGCUGGAGCAUCCCUUUGUCAGCAAGGUGACCAGCAACCGGGCCCUGCGUGAGCUGGUGGCCGAGGCCAAGGCUGAGGUGAUGGAAGAGAUCGAGGACAGUCGGGAGGAAGCAGAAGAUGAGGACUCAUCAGAGUCUGCCUCGCCCCCUGGUAAGCACAGGCGGGACCCCUCUGAGGUGAGUCGGCUGAGUUUUGAUGGGGAGAAGCCUCCAGACUCUUCUUUGCCCAAGGCAGUGAAUGGACCUGUGAGGACUGGCAAGGAGACCACAGAUGGACAGAGCAAUAAAGUAUCAGAGGAAAGGAUAAGCAGUGACAAUGACAAACUGGAGAGCAACCACUCCACAAAAACCCUUUCCAGCUCUGCCACCUCAGUGACCCAGGGCAAGCCAGAUAUCAUCUCACAGCCUGGGCAGCUGGGUAACUCAAUGGAGGGGGACAAGCAGCCUGGGUCUGGCAGCAAGGAGCAGAAGAGCAUUGGGGAGCGACCAGAGAGCAGCCACCUGGAGAACUUCACGGAGGAGAAGCUUUCCAAUGGGAGCUUGGAUCCCCCGGCUCCGUUCCUCAGCAGCCGCUCCAAAGGGGAUUCAGAUUCUGGCAGCACUUCGGCCUCUGAAAGCAUGGACCUCACCAUCUCCCUCUCUGCUGACCUGUCCCUCAACAGAGAGAGUGGAUCCAUCUCGCUAAAGGAUUCCCGGAUGCACAAGAAAACACUGAAACGCACCCGCAAGUUUGUGGUGGAUGGAGUAGAAGUGAGUGUCACCACCUCAAAGAUCAUCAGCGAGGAUGAGAAGAAGGAUGAAGAGAUGAGAUUUCUCAGGCGCCAGGAGCUGCGGGAGCUGCGUCUCCUUCAGAAGGAGGAGCACCGGAACCAGGCCCAGCUCAACAGCAAACACCAGCUGCAGCUGGAGCAGAUGCUCAGGCGCUUUGAGCAAGAAAUGACGGCAAAGAAGAAGUUCUAUGACACCGAACUGGAAAACCUGGAGCGGCAGCAGAAACAGCAGAUUGAGAAGAUGGAACAAGACCACUCGCUGCGCCGGCGAGAGGAGGCCAAGCGCAUUCGCCUGGAGCAGGAGAGAGACCAUGUCAAAUUCCUGGAGCAGCUGAAGCAGAUGAAGAAAGAGGUCAAGAACGAGGUUGAGAAGCUGCCACGGCAACAGCGCAAAGGGAACAUGAAGGUGAAGAUGGAUGACUUUGCCCAGAAAAAACAAACCAUGGAACAGGAGUUUUUGGCCAAGCAGAAGGAGGACAUGGAGCUAGCCAUGAAGAACAUAACUGCCCAGAACAAAAGAGAGAUCUGCGACAAGGAACGCGAGUGCCUGAACAAAAAGCAGCAGCUCAUGAGAGACCGGGAGGCAUGUAUCUGGGAUCUUGAAGAGCAUCAGCAACAGGAGAAACACCAGCUUAUUAAGCAGCAGCUAAAGGACCAGUAUUUCCUCCAGAGGCAUGAGUUGCUCCGAAAACAUGAGAAGGAAAGGGAGCAAAUGCAGCGAUACAACCAGCGCAUGUUGGAGCAGCUGAAAAUCCGGCAGCAGCAGGAGAAAGCCCGGCUGCCCAAAAUCCAGCGGAGCGAGGGGAAGACGCGCAUGGCCAUGUACAAGAAGAGCCUUCACAUCCACUCCAGCGGGAGUGCAGCCGAGCAGCGUGAGAAGAUCAAACAGCAGGAAGAGAAGAGGCAAAAAGCAGAGCGGCUGCACCAGCAGCAGAAGCACGAGACGCAGAUGAAGGACAUGCUGGCCCAGUGCGAGAGCAACACGAAUGAGCUCCAGCAGCUGCAGAAUGAAAAAUGCCACCUCUUGAUUGAGCAUGAAACCCAGAAGCUCAAGUCCCUGGAUGAGAACCACAACCAGCACAUGAAGGAGUGGCGGGACAAGCUGAGGCCACGGAAGAAGGCCCUGGAGGAUGAGCUGAACCAGAAGAAGCGUGAGCAGGAGAUGUUCUUCAAGCUGAGUGAGGAGUCAGAUGGACAGACCCCAGCAACCCCAACCAAACAUGCCAAGUUUGUCCCCUUCAGCUCCACAGAGAACUUGUAA
Messenger RNA from Chaetura pelagica (chimney swift), 2736 nucleotides. It is a transcript of the gene STK10, whose product is annotated as serine/threonine kinase 10. The record is from RefSeq and is a predicted model, not a curated record. Lineage: Eukaryota; Metazoa; Chordata; Aves; Apodiformes; Apodidae. Gene Ontology annotation, biological process: protein phosphorylation. Gene Ontology annotation, molecular function: protein serine/threonine kinase activity; ATP binding.